Messenger RNA from Guillardia theta CCMP2712, 4365 nucleotides. RefSeq lists its product as hypothetical. Gene Ontology annotation, cellular component: voltage-gated calcium channel complex; membrane. Gene Ontology annotation, biological process: calcium ion import across plasma membrane. NCBI's taxonomy places the organism in Eukaryota, Cryptophyceae, Pyrenomonadales, Geminigeraceae. Bases 1 to 3729 code for a protein of 1242 amino acids. The record is from RefSeq and is a predicted model, not a curated record. Gene Ontology annotation, molecular function: high voltage-gated calcium channel activity. The transcript has 3 exons.
AUGUCGAAAUUGGCAGCUUUUGGAAUAUUGGGCGAGGUGACCAUCCAUGCUAUCAAGCUUGGAAUUGCAAAUCAAGUCAACUUUCGUGAUUUGAAACUGACUCCGGUUGAUGCAGCUCUCAAGAUAUUGCGCAACCCAGAUAUCGCUUGGAGGCUUGGAAUUCCGAAUUUGUUUGAAAACCGAAUCGAACAGGAGGUGGCCAAUGCUAGACUCAAAUCUGAAGCUCCAAUUGAUGAAAGCAAUCAAUUUGCAACGGAAGAACGAGACUCGUUUCGCUCUAAAAUGAACCGGUUGUUGGUCAGACUUGCUGACAGUAAGACGUUUGACAACAUCGUUUUGAUAGCAAUAACCAUGAGCACGGUCUUUUUGACCUUUGAAACUCCAUCUCGAUUGAUUCCUGGACCCGUAUCAUACGAGUUGCUGGAUUUAAUGAAUAUCUUAUUUACAAUCAUUUUCACAGUCGAGGCUGUUGCAAAAAUAGGUGCCAAUGGAUUGCUUUUACCAAACAGUGUUGAGCACACAGCUUAUUGGCAGUCCAUUCCGAACAGAAUGGACUUUAUUGUCCUUGCUUUCAAUCUUGCAGAGCUGUUUGGAAUAGGCGCUUUGGUUGGAACAAGAACAUCGAAACUCAUCAGAAUCUCAAAAGCAUUAAGACCAUUGAGGUUGAUGAGUCGAUUUGAAGGCACUAGAGCAAUUGUCAAGGCUCUAGUUGGGUCAGUAAAGCCAAUUUCAUACGCUGUCCUUUUCUUGUUCAUCAAUUGUUCGAUUUUUGCGGUGACUGGAAUGGCGCUAUUCAGAGACAAGUUCUAUUCGUGCAAUGACGGGUCUCUCGACGGUCUGCUCGGCGAAGGCCGGACUCAAUGUGCUGGGCAAUUCUUGAACGAAGACGUUUAUUCUCCCAGGUCAUGGUCCAACCCUCCGGCUGGCACUCAUUUCGAUACCUUUCCGGACGGAGUGCUGGCCCUCUUUCGAGUCAUCACCUUAAAGUGGAACGCAAUCUGGAUCACUGGACAGGAUGCCUAUGAAGUGAAUUUGCAGCCUGUGCAAAACUACAACUCGUUUGUUGCAACUGUCUUCUUUGCAUUAUUUAUUUUUGUGGGAUCCUUUUUCUCACUGAAUCUGUUUGUUUCAUUUAUUUGUGACGGGUUCUAUGCCUCUCAGGGAGUGGAUACAUCGGAAGAAAUCCAAUGGGCAUCAAUUCGAGAUAUGAUCAAAAGGCAUCUGCCAGCACGCGAAAGAGUUUAUCCCGACAACUUGACAGCUCGAUAUGCCAGAGGUGUUGUCCUGAGCUAUCAGUUUCGCUAUUUUUCAGCUGGUUGUCUUUUGGUCAAUAUCAUGUGCAUGUCAUCGUCUCAUGUAAAUCCAAGCAGCUCUUUCAGCCUGUUUCUCUCAGUGCAGAACGACGUCUUUUUUGGGAUCAUGUGUCUUGAAUUCGUGCUCGAUCUUCUCGGAUUCGGUCCAGAAAUAGCAUUUACGCAAGGGAGUGGAUUUGAUUUUUUUCUGAUUGUCGCUACAAUUUUUGUAAUGACAUUUGAAAGCAGCUUUCGAUCUGCUGGUCAGGUUGUAAGAUUAUUGAGAUUAUUUCGGUUUUUGAUGACGUUGUCAUCGCACAGUCUUGUGGCAAGCAUUUUCGAAACCGUGGUUCUCAGUACGGUACAGACCGCAAACAUCAUGGUUGUGCUCCUUGUCAGUAUGAUCGUUUUUGCCGUUCUCUUCGUUCAGCUGUUUGGCACCACUAAAUAUGGAUCAAGACUUGGGCCACAAGCGAAUUAUUUCACAUUUUAUUCUGCAAUGCUGACACUAUUUCAAAUAAUUUUUGGAGACGAAUGGCAUCAGUUGAUGGACGAUUGUUCUAUCAAUUUUCCCUCUUGCACUCCUACUGUAUACGACAGAAAUGGAAAUGAGUUGAGGAUUGGAGAUUGUGGCACACGGGUCGGAUCGUUGCUGGGGUACCAUUUCUACAUGAUCAUUGUUCAUUACACGAUCCUGAACCUCUUCAUCGGGAUGAUUAUGAAUAAUUUUGCGUACAUUACAACAAAAGACUCACAAGGAGUCAUCAAGGAGGCAGAAGUUAAAACGAUUUCCCGCAUAUGGGUGCAAAUCUUGGAUCCAAAAGCUAGUGGAUGUGUAAAGCUGCAUCAGGUUUACAAGUUUUUAUCAGCUAUUGGUUCGCCCCUAGGUUUCUAUGACUCAGGCAAUAAUCUUCACAGGUACCUUUGCAUUAGAGAAGAUUUGAGUCGUCAGCUGAAAAUUCUUGAGGAAAAUCGAGAUCAUGGCAACAAAGGUUUCUUAUUUUUCCUCAAGGACCUUGAAAGCAAGCUCUACCAAGAAGCGAACAAUCAAUGGAAAACAGUGCAGAAUCAAGCUGAAGAGUAUAGGAAACAACUUGAGUCAUACUAUUCAGGAAAUAAAUCAUUCAAAUCAGAUCUAGUUGGAAAGGACGCACAACACGAAGGAACUGAUUCUGAUGCCAGCGCUGAAAAUGAUGAUUCUCCCUCGGAUACAGAGAACCAAGUGCACGUGUCCGGCGGCAACAUGGGAUCUAAAAGGGAUAGAGGACGAGUGCGGGUCAAGAAGAUCAAACGUAUAGACUCCAGUAAAGCGCUUGACAAGAUAAUUACGGACUUGCAGACGAAAAGCAAGAGAGAGCUCAAACGACUUGAGAGAGAGCAUAUCCAGGCAAAAGAGAAAGAGAUGUUUGCAUUGCAAGCUUCACAAUUUUCAAAGCCAACUGUGACUAGCUACAUGCGAAUGAUCUCAUUUCUCAGGUGGCUCAGUGAGCUCUUUGUAUCUCGACAAAAGAUUCUUGAGACUCAUCGAAGCUAUGAAGUUCUUCUUUACACAGAAGUACUCGAAACUUGUUUGGUGUGGAUGAAAAAGUCAAUUCUGCCUUCAAGAAUAGCUCACAACAAGAACGAUUACUUGGAUAGCAUUCGCUCAACAGCUUCCACGCAAUUAGCAACAGCAGUCAUCAAGGGAGGAAUUCAACGGCGAAGAUUCCGAGCUAUCAAGAAGAUGACUAACGCGUUGUUUACAUCGACGCACUUCCUCAAGAAGAACAGACGAAAUUUGUUGAAGCAAACUCGCAGUUCCUCUUUCAAAAUAAGAUCGUUUGGUUUGGAUUCCAAGAGAGCAGAGGAAAUCUUGUUGAGUAACCACUCUGACGCGCUUGUGAAAUUUGCAAAACUGGUCAAAUAUCGGUUUAUCACAGAAUCUGAAAUAUUGGAAAUCGCCGAGGAAGGAGGAGUUGUUGUGCAAGAAGAAGACAUCAUGGAUGUAGAUGAAUUCAUGCUCAACCAAAUAUUGUCUCUGCAAGAGAUUUCGAUUCUCAUACCUCACAUCGACUUGAGGGAAAAGCUUGACGACCUUAUAGAGAAGGGAUAUGAGAAUUCCCUUUGGAAACUUGCAAGAAGCAUGGGUUUUAUCGCAGGAAAUUCUGCAAGGUUGUCCUCGUUGUCUCAUGCUCAAGUGAGUGAGCUUUUGCAUAAGUUCGAAGAGGAUUCCAGCGAGAAAAACAACAUAGCUGAAUCACAAGCUCGCAUGAAGCAGUACAAGUUACAAAUGGCUCAGUAUCGCGAGAUCAAAGGCUCUUUGAGCGACAUUACACGAGGAAAUCAGGAAAUAACAAGAGUGAUCCUUGAAACUCGCAAAAAAUGUGAUGAGUUGCAAAAGGAAAGGUCUAAGCUUAUGAAGACUGAUAGAACUUAUGCCGCAGACGACUCGUCUUGAGAGCAUUUCACUGAAUUUUAUUUCUCGUGUCCUGCUUUGUUGGGGCGCCAAGCUUAAAGAUCGAGAUCUCUAGGAAAGAAGAGAUCUCCCAGCAUGCUGAGAUACUGUAAUGCAAGAAAGACAGAGAAGCAAUAAUGGAGAAGAUAAAAACAGCCUUUCUGGUCUCCAACCCUAUUAGAAGCAUACCUGCGCAGAAUCGUCAUCAAGACUGCGCUCAGGAAACGAACAGACUCACAUGAUAGCAACAUGGUUGGCAUUACGAACAGAAAAUACUUGGAUGACAACUCGACAUGCGACAUAUGAGCAACGAUGAUGGAGAUGACCUGCAAGACACAGUCACUUCCAAACCAAAACUCCACGAUCAAUACAUAAGAAGAUGUUUGAAAUCCGAUGCCAAGAAGGAAGAGAACUUCCAUGCUCGGAGUAAGCUCGUCAGCAAUCAUGGCAAAGCUUACUGUACAGUAUUCAGAUCCACAGAUGGAGAAAAACUACAUUCUACCGCAUGAGGACAAGCAGGUAAUAAACAGACCACCCCACAGUUGCCAUGGCUUUGUGGUGGCAUGUUGCACCCCAGAUUUGUUGUAGCAUUCAUGGAUGUUCGAUACGAUCGCAUUGAAUGAAAAAAUGAAAAUGCCC